Molecule: messenger RNA, 4152 nt
Organism: Diutina rugosa
Lineage: Eukaryota; Fungi; Ascomycota; Pichiomycetes; Serinales; Debaryomycetaceae
Gene: VPS15
Product: ubiquitin-binding serine/threonine protein kinase
Exons: 1
Coding region: 1-4152 (1383 amino acids)
Biological process (GO): protein targeting to vacuole; autophagy of peroxisome; protein phosphorylation
Cellular component (GO): phosphatidylinositol 3-kinase complex, class III, type I; phosphatidylinositol 3-kinase complex, class III, type II; late endosome
Molecular function (GO): protein serine/threonine kinase activity; ATP binding; protein binding
Source: RefSeq, a predicted model, not a curated record
AUGGGUGCCCGUCUAUCUUUACUCGCACCACUGGCUCCCACAGUGGCCAUCCUGUCGUACAUCGACAUUGUCGAUGGCCUCGAGUACCAGGAAACCCUCAAUAACUCCCGCUACCUCAAAGCCGUACGCGCCACCAAUGCCGCCGGCCAGUCGAUUGUGGUUAAGUUAUUCAUCAAACCUCUAGGCCUGGGGCUUAAUAUCGACAUUGGUCCCGUCACUGAGCUCAUUGCUCGUCAAUCACAGCUAUUGGGCCACUUCCCUCAUUGUCUCCCUUAUACUCAGUUAUUAGAGACGGACCGAGCCGGAUACAUGCAAAGACGAUGGAUGGGGACUAACCUCUACGACCGGUUAUCCCUUCGUCCGUUUUUCGACCCGGUGGAACGGUUAUUUGUUGUCUACCAGAUGCUUGUGGCGUUGCGCGACCUCCACCAGCAAUUGCAGGUCCACCACGGCGAUUUGAAGCUUGAAAACUUCUUGUGUACGCUGUGGGGGUGGGUGAUAAUUACCGACUUUGCCACCUACACCAAACCGACGUUUUUACCCGCGGAUAACCCCAACCAGUUCUCAUUCUAUUUCGAUACCAGCAACCGCAGGCUCGGCUACGUGGCUCCCGAAAGGUUCUAUGAUAAGGAUCACCCGGCACCGCCGCUGAAUAUUGACGAUAAAGGUGACUACAUCGGCCAUGAUGCGCUCACAGAUGCCAUGGAUUUAUUCUCGCUUGGGUGCUGUAUUGCCGAGCUCUACCUGGACGGUGAGCCUCCAUUCACGCUCUCCCAGCUAUUCAAGUAUAUGAAGAACCAGUUUAAACCAGAUUUGUCUCCGCUCCAUGACCUCCCGGAGCUAGAAGAGAUCGUGAGCCGGCUCACGAGUCUUGACCCCAGCCAGAGACCAGCGGCGGCGGAUAUCUUGGAAGAGUACCGUACUAAGCUAUUCCCCGAUGAGUUUGAGAGUGCCUAUCCAUUCAUCAAGUCACUCUCACAAGAGGCUGAUCCUGAUGCCCGUAUCGACUUAAUCUACGACGGUUUUACUAAGCUUAUGGGGUCCCCCACAUCUCGACGAACUACCAAACAAUCUGAUAAUGCCACUACUUCAUACAGUAUUGUCCCCUAUCGUCUCUGGUUCCCAGGAAUGGACACCAGUUACGUUAUCCAGCCGCGCAAAGUGGACGACCAUCACCAGUACGCUUUACUUUACCUAAACGUGGUAUUUGCCACCAUUAAACACGUGGUGCGUGUACCGACCAUGAUCAAAGCCAUCGAGCUCAUAUUGGCGUUUCUGGAACAUAUCAGCGACGAGAACAAAUUGGACCGCAGUUUACCGUACUUGUGUUACUUCUUUGACGAGUACUAUGGCAUGUCGCACUUAGGUAGCCCUCUGGUAGUGGCUACCGCGUUGGCGUGUACAGCGCUGUUGCUCCAGCUGUGUGCCUACAUCAACCCCAUUAAUGUUGGGGUAUUUUCUGAGUACUUGCUUCCCAAGAUAUCUCAGUUAGCAGCGUUGGCAUCAGCUCACACUGACCCCCAUCAUCGUCAAGUGGUGAUGACGGCAUUGGCAGCAGUGGUGCCUCAUUUAGCGCUGACAGCUCGUCGAUUCUGGACGAUGGCCAAGCCAUUCAAGAUUGUUGAGUAUGACCGUCUUGGUUUUGAUCACGCUCCCGAAGACCUGUUACCCGUGAAUGAUCAAUUUGAGGCAUUAGCCUUUACCUUAUUGACUGACUCUCAGGUGCCAGUAAAAGUGGCGUUGGUGCACAAUAUCGCUCCCCUUUGUCAGUAUUUCGGUAUAGACAAAACAGUCGACGUGAUUCUUCCCCACUUGAUUACUUACCUAAACCACUCGCUGUACGAGUUGAAGCUUGCCUUUCUUGAACUGGUGAUGGCCAUCAGUCCCGUGGUCGGGGUGUUGACGUUCGAGCAAUACCUCCUCCCCCUACUCAUCCAGACUUUGGGUGAUCUGGAGCCAUUAGUGGUGAUUAAAGUGCUUGAAGUGUUUGUCCAGGUGGUGGUUUCUGGUCUCAUCAAUCCUAAAGUUGAGUUUAACGCCAUUGACGUGUACAACGACUUGCUUUCCCAUCUGCUCCCCCUCUUGCUCCAUCCAGUCGAAUGGAUCCGCCAACUGGUGCUUUGUCUUGUUUGUGCCAUUAGCGAUAAAGUUACCGAUGCUGAUCGCUAUACAUUCUUGUAUCCAUUGCUCAAGCCAUACCUCCGCUACGAUACGUUCAAGCUUGAUUGGGAUCUGUUAUACCCAUUCUUAGCUAAGCCAUUACUGAAACAUUGUUGGGAGAUAGCCUUGCAAUGGCUGAUGGCGGCGUCGCUGCGGCUGCUGUUCUGGCAAGUCCUUAAACCUCAACAGCAGCUCAGCGUCGAUACCUUGGGGAAACUGGUGUAUUUACCACGAACGAAAGUCGAUCGAGGAGUGCCACUGUUGUCUCCUGAAGACAAACACUGGAUAUUUAAGCUUAGACUGCUUGGCUUUGACGAUAAGAAGGAGAUGUGGAAACUUGGAAAGCUUCGCGAAUAUAUUUGGGUUCAAGCUCGCAAUCGGGCUCCAAUUAACCCCGUGGGCCUGUUACCGGCAGAGAUCCCUCCGCAUAAUGUGUUUAUGGAUGUGAUCUACAAAGAUGAACCGCUAGCAGAUGCUCGCAUGGGGAAGAAACUGUAUGCUGGAGUUAAAGGUAAAGAUCUCGACCAGGUGCUGGUAGUUGACGAUAGUAGCCAGCACUUGCUGCUCAUAUUUCCUAACCGCAAGUCAGCUCUGUUACAAACUAGUGAAGCUACUGUUUAUGGUGAACUUGAUACUCCUUUGGAAGAGCAUGAUCUGGAGACUUCUACGCAAAUGCAACGGGUGGUGAAAGUGACGAGCACCCGAGUGAUCACGGCCAAAGUACGCUUUCUGUACCAAGGGGAUAACUCUUACAUCUGGAGGUAUCUUCACCUGCUUCCCUUGGAUCCCGAUCUCGCCAACUACUCCGAAUUUGGACCUCAAGUGCCUGCACCCGCUCAGGCGCUUGCUGAUUGGACGCCUCAGCACACGGUGGUAGCACGUGUGAUCCCAAAUAGCGGUGAUGUCGAUGGCUUCACCACGGUGAAAGUGUGCCCUCUGCAUGAGUUCUUUGUUACGGGUCUGCAGCACGGGAAAGUCACGGUGUGGGAUGCCCGAAAGCUUGAAAAGCUUGUCACCCACGCCAAGGAGUCCACGGUGCUGAUAUCCCUUAAUUCCCAAGUGGUGUGUAUCCGCUUUUUACCUCAUCGGUUCUCGUUUGUCGUUGUCACCGAGGAUGGCAUGGUGAGAGUCCUCAGAGUGUCAGUGGUACGCGGUAAAGGUAAGAAGCUUGUGAAGCUUUCGGGGAUCACUACAGUUAGACAAGUGCAGUUGGGAGCUCCCUUAGUGGAUGUCGACUUCUUUGCCCGCGACGACCGCUUACUUUGUGUUGGUGUCACCACGUCCUCGAAGAUGGUGGUGAUGGAUGUGUGUGACAUGGAGCGGGUGGCAGAAUGGGCAAUCAAAGCGCAAUACGGCAUGCCCACCCUGCUCUGUGUUGGCGAUAACAGUUGGGCGAUUGUUGGUACGAGCCAGGGCAAAGUGUUGGUGUGGGAUUUGCGGUUUGGCAUCCCUGCUCGCAUCUUAGCGCUACGUCGCUCCGACGGCAGUGCUGUGCUGAUUACUCAAGUACUGCUCGUUCAGGUGAAGCUGUCGGGAGCUGAGAUUGCUAUUGCCGGGAACGGCGACACUACCGUGUGGAGCAUUCCGCUGUUUGAAUGUCGCCAAAUCUUUGGUGCUCGAGGAGUACGCGAUCGCCGCUAUCAGCUUGUGGAGAUGUCCCCUGAGGUUAAUUUGGAAGAGCUUUUCGCUCAAUUAACUCCUACCCAAGGGCCUACGAUGUCGAUGUGUGUCGCUGAUGCCCAGCACAUGGUAGUGCUGGUGGACAAGACGAUUGUCUCAUGGAAUUCCUCAAGACCUGACCAACUGGUGGUGGUGAAUAAUGCUGGCAUAUUGGACACCACGGAGAGGCACGGCUCAUACAUGCUCAAGGAGUAUGAGCCGAUUGCUGUUGAGAGUCAUCAAGACGUGAUCACGGGGGUAGCGGUGACGACGGUCCCCUACCCUUUGACAAUCGCCGUCGACCGCGUCGGUCACGUUUAUAUAUAUAAAUAG